GAUCUCAAUCUGUCCAAUUGCAGGAAGCGAAACGAACAACUCUUAUGGCUCAGCAAAGACUCUCAAUGAUGAUGAUAGUUCGAACAGGCUUUCAAACUUUUUGCUAUUCCGACAACCGCCAACGUCGAUAUCAAUGGAUUCGUUCAUGCUCAAACCUAGCUCCAAUAUGUCGGCUAUACGUGAAAGCAUCAAUCUGGAGUUAAAAAAUCUCGAUACUGGUUUGCCAGAGCUGGAUUUCGCUAAGUUGGAGGAGCAGCUCAAAAAUGCCGCGAGAGAGCGAGAAGAGCACGAUCGGCGUCUUUUGGGUGAAGAGGUAUCGGGUCGCAUUUCGUAG
Messenger RNA from Cylicostephanus goldi, 334 nucleotides. NCBI's taxonomy places the organism in Eukaryota, Metazoa, Nematoda, Chromadorea, Rhabditida, Strongylidae. The record is from the annotation of a GenBank genome assembly.